GUUGUGACGUGACGUUUGUUUGUAAUUGACGAAGUACCGUUCGCUCGCCCACUUGUCUUGUGUCGUGGAUGAGAAAAAGUUUUCUGCACGAAAUUAGUUCUGCCUGACUAAAACGUAACUCAGUGAAAAAAAAUUAAUUAAAAUGUCCGUCAGCGCUCCUCUUAUUGUAAGGUUAUUAGCUUCUUCGGUGUCAGUUGCUGGCCGAGCUGGGAAAAUAGUGAGAGAUGUAAUGAGCAAAGGAGAGUUGGGGAUUGUUGAAAAGGGAAAGGAUGACUAUCAGACGGAAGCAGAUAGGUCUGCCGAGAAGUGUAUUGUUGCAUCCCUCUCCAAACAGUAUCCAAAAGCCAGUAUUAUUGGAGAGGAAGAUAGCUCAGUGGAAGAGGGUGAGGUUUCACCAGACUGGAUAGUGGUGGAUGCAGAUAAAGAGGUGUUGGGUCUGGAGUGCCCUGCUAGCCUCAAAGGGGUGAAGGAGGAAGAUAUAGUAGUGUGGGUUGAUCCCCUUGAUGGAACUUCCGAGUACACUCAAGGUGCCCUAAUGUUGAAGAGAGAUCCUUGGGAACGAUGGAAAAUGUAUUUGAGCCACCCUUUUAUCAGUAUGAAGUGGUACUUAAGUCUACUUCAUUCAAAUUUUGGAUUCUUGGAACAUGUGACAGUUCUUAUUGGAAUCUCUGUCAAUGAGAAACCAGUAGCUGGAGUGAUUCACCAGCCAUUUUUCAAAAAUCAAACGGGAGGAGAAGUUAAAAUGGGCAGAACUAUCUGGGGGCUGUCAGAGAUAGGUGUUGGAGGGUUCACGCCGGCUCCGCCUCCAGGGUCCUUGAUCAUCACCACAACUAGAAGCCAUUCUAAUCCUGUGGUUGAAAAGGCAUUACAGGUCAUGAAUGCUGCUCAGAUUCUGAGGGUUGGAGGUGCAGGAUACAAGGUGUUACAACUGUUGGAAGGCAAAGCAUCAGUAUACGUAUUCGCCAGUCCAGGAUGCAAGAAGUGGGACACAUGCGCCCCCGAAGCAGUAUUGUCAGCAGCCGGGGGCAAGCUCACGGAUAUCCUCGGGAACUUCUACAAGUACGGGGCCUCGGCACCCAAGCCGAACAAGACCGGGGUCUUAGCUGCCGUCAACGAUGAACUGCACAGCUACGCACUGAACAGGAUACCACAGGAACUGAAAGAUACUCUAGCCAAUAAAUAGCUACGAUUUAUAUCACAAUGUUUAGCCUCGUAAGACCAA
Cydia fagiglandana is the source of this 1222-nucleotide messenger RNA. RefSeq names its product 3'(2'),5'-bisphosphate nucleotidase 1. The record is from RefSeq and is a predicted model, not a curated record. NCBI's taxonomy places the organism in Eukaryota, Metazoa, Arthropoda, Insecta, Lepidoptera, Tortricidae. The transcript has 6 exons. The coding region runs from base 143 to 1183 and encodes 346 amino acids. Gene Ontology annotation, molecular function: 3'(2'),5'-bisphosphate nucleotidase activity. Gene Ontology annotation, biological process: phosphatidylinositol phosphate biosynthetic process.